AACAAUAUUUUUGUGACGUAUGCAUUCUUUUUGAGCGCUUGGAAUGAGGAGGCACAACUCUUGCGCACUCGGAGAACAACAAUUGUUUGAAAAUACUGUCAUAAAAGUGUACAUUUGAGAUCUGGAUUGAGAUUAUUUGUCCACUGAUGUAGCUACAGCUGAGGAGAAGUAUGGGUGAUUUGGAGUUCGAAGUACCCCCUCUUCCCCCAAAGUAUAGAUUCAGAGACUUACUCCUCGGGGACCAGAAUUUACAAAAUGAUGACAGGGUGCAAGUAGAAUUUUACGCCAAUGAAAGUACUUUCAAAGAGAGACUUAAACUGUUCUUCAUCAAAAACCAAAGAUCAAGCCUGAGAAUACGAGUGUUCGACUUCUCAAUAAAGGUCCUGAGCUGUGUCCUAUACAUGUGUCGUGUAUUGACAGACGACCCAUCCAAAGGACAUGGCUGCUGGGGAUGCCCAAAUCAAACAUACAUAUUUUUAAUGAUUGACUGGUCUCCCAUAAUAUGGGUCGAACGAAGUCUUGGCAUAUGGGCGUUACAGGUGUCUGUGGCAGUUAUCUGUUUUUUAGAAACUAUUCUGUUGACCUACCUGAGUUACAAGGGAAACAUUUGGGAGCAGAUACUUCGGUUGACGUUCAUCCUGGAGACGGUGAACACAGUGCCUUUCCUGCUCACCAUCAUGUGGCUUCCGCUGCGGAAUCUCUUCAUCCCUGUAUUCCUGAACUGCUGGUUGGCCAAGCACGCCUUGGAGAACAUGAUCAAUGACCUGCAUCGUGCCAUCCAGCGAACACAGUCUGCCAUGUUCAACCAGGUGCUCAUCCUCAUCACUACCCUCUUCUGCCUCAUAUUCACCUGUAUCUGUGGCAUCCAGCACCUGGAGCGGGCGGGCAAGAAGCUGACGGUGUUCUACUCCUGGUACUUCUGCGUUGUGACUUUCUCCACGGUGGGCUACGGCGACGUCACGCCCAACGUGUGGCCCUCCAAGCUGCUGGUGAUCAUCAUGAUCUCUGUAGCCCUGGGGGUGCUGCCCAUACAGUUUGAGCAGCUGGCCUACCUGUGGAUGGAGAGACAGAAGUCGGGGGGGAACUACAGCCGCCACCGCGCCCAGACGGAGAAACACGUGGUCCUGUGUGUCAGCUCCCUCAAAAUAGACCUCCUGAUGGACUUCCUCAACGAGGUCUACGCCCACCCCGGGCUGCAGGACUACUACGUCAUCAUCCUGUGUCCCACAGAGAUGGACCCCCAGGUGCGCCGGGUCCUCCAGAUCCCCCUGUGGUCCCAGCGGGUCAUCUACCUCCAGGGAUCGGCCCUCAAGGACCAGGACCUCAUACGGGCCAAACUGGACAAUGCAGAGGCUUGUUUCAUCCUAAGCAGUCGCUGUGAGGUGGACCGCACCGCCGCAGACCAUCAGACCAUUUUGCGAGCUUGGGCUGUGAAGGAUUUCGCUCCAAAGUGCCCUAUUUACGUCCAGAUUCUGAAGCCAGAGAAUAAAUUCCAUGUCAAAUUUGCAGAUCAUGUAGUGUGUGAGGAGGAAUUCAAGUAUGCCAUGUUGGCCCUGAACUGCAUCUGUCCAGCGACCUCCUCCCUCAUAACCCUACUGGUCCACACUUCACAGGGCCGGGAGGGGCAGCAGUCUCCAGAGCAGUGGCACAGGACUUAUGGCAAGUGUUCCGGUAACGAGGUCUACAACAUCGCCAUGAGAGACAGCAUCUUCUUCUCAGAAUACAUGGGGAAAAGCUUCCCCUACACCUCCUUCCAUGCGCAUAAGAGGUAUGGCGUGUGUCUGAUCGGGGUGUGCCGGGAGGACAGUAAGAGCAUCCUGCUGAACCCCGGGCCCCAGUUCAGAAUGAGCCCCAAUGACAGCUGCUUCUACAUCAACAUUACUAAGGAGGAGAACACUACGUUUAAGACUCAGAGGGAGAGGAGGGGUAGCCGGCCCCGUCUGCCUGUACACAGUGUCAUCGCCAGCAUGGGCACUGUGGCCGUAGACCUCCAGGACACAGGCUGUGGGACCACUCUCUGUCUCCCCCCAGAGGACAUUAAGGGUAACAGCAGGAGGCCCAGCAUCGGCCCUGUGCUAGAGGUGCCAGACACUUCCUCUAUGCACACAGGUGACCUCUAUAGCGACCAAUCAGAGGACGAGACCCUGCCCUCCAACGAGGACCUAUCAACUGAGGGCUAUGUGAAAGGCUAUCCUCCCAACCUGCCCUACAUCGGUAGUUCUCCAACACUGUGCCAUCUAUUGAAGGAGAAAGUACCAUACUGUUGCCUCAGACUGGAAAGGGGUUGUGAGCAUAACAACUUUGAGGAUGCCAAAGCGUACAACUUUAAGAACAAGCUGAUCAUUGUGUCGGCUGAGACGGCGGGGAAUGGACUGUACAACUUCAUCGUCCCACUUAGAGCUUCCUACAGACUAAAGAAGGAGCUGAACCCCAUUGUGCUGCUACUGGAUAAUCAGCCUGACACGCAGUUCCUGGAGGCUGUCUGUGGACUCCCCAUGGUUUACUACAUGGUGGGCUCCAUCGAUAACCUGGAUGACCUCCUGCGCUGCGGCGUGUCCUUUGCAGCCAACAUGGUGGUGGUGGACAAGGAGAGCACCAUGAGUGCAGAAGAGGACUACAUGGCUGACGCCAAGACCAUCGUCAAUGUACAGACACUGUUCAGGUUGUUCCCCAGCCUCAGUAUCAUCGCAGAGCUAACUCACCCGGCCAACAUGAGGUUUAUGCAGUUCAGAGCUAAGGACUGGUACUCUCUGGCUCUCUCUAAACUGGAGAAGAAAGAGCGGGAGAAAGGUUCCAACCUGGCCUUCAUGUUCCGCCUGCCGUUCGCUGCAGGGAGGGUCUUCAGUAUCGGCAUGCUGGACACUCUCCUCUACCAGUCGUUUGUCAAAGACUAUAUUAUCUCCAUCACCAGGCUGCUGCUGGGCCUGGACACCACCCCGGGCUCUGGCUUCCUCUGCUCUAUGCAGAUCUCCGAGGAUGACCUGUGGACCCAGACGUAUGGAAGGCUCUAUCAGAAACUGUGUUCCACUGUCGGUGACAUUCCCAUCGGCAUCUACAGGACCGAGUCCCAGACAGCAGAUUCCUCUGUGGAGUCACAGCUCUCGGUGGGCGUGGAGGACUUAGACGACCCCAAGGAGCAGAGAGAUCGAGAGCUCCCCCCUGUGGCCGGAGGGCUCCACCGCAGCUCCACCUCCAGCGACCCGUCGGACGGGAAGGCUCCCCUGCUGAGGAGGAAGAGCGUGCAGUGGGCAAGGAAGCUGAGCCGGAGGGGGCCUCGGGAGAACCCGCGGGGGGCUCAGAGGGGGGGCCAGCAGGGUCUGAGGGCCAGACGCUCGGAGAGACAGGAGCUGGACGAGCUGGUCAGCAACAGGAUGAAAAGCCUUGGACUCUGGGCCACAGCUUGCGAUGACAUGAGUGAGAACCAGACCACUCACUCCCACACAUACGUGUUGAUCAACCCACCUCCUGACACCAGGCUGAAACUGAAUGACAUAGUGUAUAUCAUCCGUUCAGAUCCCCUGGGGUUCGUCCCUAAGGCUGGUGACAGCAGGGAGAGUCUGGGAAGCAACACAUGUCUUGGGGAGCACACCAAGAUGGAGACUCCUUUCUGAUCCAUACUUACACACAACCUGCCUAUACUGUUGUGCUGGGGUUGGUUAAAGAGAUAGUUCACUUUUUGCACCGCUAACUGAUACAAUCGGUUUCCACUAGCAUUGCUACAAUACCAUAGGUACCUUGAAAAUAAGCGAAAACUUCAAAAAGACGAACUAUCCCUUUAAUGCCGUAAUUAUGUUUUACAUCCUACAGUUCACAUUGCAUUGUGCAAAGCAUGAGGGGGGUGAUACAGAAUGUAUCACCCCAUACUGUAUCUGCUGUUCAAUUGACACUGAUGUCUUAAACUCGAUCUCUCUCUUUCACAAUGUGGCCUUUCCAGAGGAUAUACUCAAUGUAGGAACUCAGGGGUGGGGGGCAAAAUGAACAGUUUAGGUUGCUCUGCAAAGUCCACCUCUGUUCUUAGUAUGCAGUGUACUCCAUGGUAUCAUAAGUACUGUCUAUUUAUUCAUUUGUAGAAUAGUAUGUCAAUCAUGCAUUGCUUCUAUACUCAUCUGUUGAAUGUUUGUUGUCAUGAAUAUUGACUGUCAUAAAUGAUGUAAUGUUUACUCUCA
Coregonus clupeaformis (lake whitefish) is the source of this 4166-nucleotide messenger RNA. Its product is annotated as potassium channel subfamily T member 2-like. The transcript is spliced from 29 exons. Gene Ontology annotation, cellular component: membrane. Lineage: Eukaryota; Metazoa; Chordata; Actinopteri; Salmoniformes; Salmonidae. Bases 171 to 3611 code for a protein of 1146 amino acids. Gene Ontology annotation, biological process: potassium ion transport. The record is from RefSeq and is a predicted model, not a curated record. Gene Ontology annotation, molecular function: intracellular sodium-activated potassium channel activity.